ACGGUUGCUACAUCGUCGCGAGGGGCGGGGCGCCUGUCAGGGAAGCGGCGCGCGCGGGUGGCGGGCGGGCUGGGGCUUCUCCGCACAGUGCCAGCGCCAGCACCAGACCCGCCCGUACCCCGCGCUCUCCCUCCCGCCCGGCGCCUCUCUUCUGACUCGCGAAGUCCGCGUUCCGGCUCUCGCCCGUGCGCUGUCCCAGUAUGGAGUUGCUGUGUUGCGAGGGCACCCGUCAUGCGCCCCGGGCCGGGCCCGACCCGCGGCUGCUGGGGGACCAGCGUGUCCUGCAGAGCUUGCUCCGCCUGGAAGAGCGCUACGUGCCCCGAGCCUCCUACUUCCAGUGCGUGCAGAAGGAGAUCAAGCCGCACAUGCGGAAGAUGCUGGCAUACUGGAUGCUGGAGGUGUGUGAGGAGCAGCGCUGCGAGGAGGAUGUCUUCCCCCUGGCCAUGAACUACCUGGAUCGCUACCUGUCCUGCGUCCCCACGAGGAAGGCGCAGUUGCAGCUCCUCGGUACCGUCUGCCUUUUGCUGGCCUCCAAGCUGCGCGAGACCACGCCCCUAACUAUCGAGAAGCUUUGCAUCUACACGGACCAAGCGGUGGCUCCCUGGCAGUUGCGGGAAUGGGAGGUGUUGGUCCUGGGGAAGCUCAAGUGGGACCUAGCUGCUGUGAUUGCCCACGAUUUCCUGGCUUUGAUUCUGCACCGGCUCUCUCUGCCCAGUGACCGACAGGCCCUGGUCAAAAAGCAUGCCCAGACCUUUCUGGCCCUAUGUGCUACAGAUUAUACCUUUGCCAUGUACCCUCCAUCCAUGAUCGCCACAGGCAGCAUUGGGGCUGCAGUGCAAGGCCUGGGCGCCUGCUCCUUAUCUGGGGAUGAGCUCACUGAGCUGCUGGCAGGGAUCACAGGCACUGAAGUGGACUGCCUGCGGGCCUGCCAGGAGCAGAUUGAAGCUGCGCUCAGGGAGAGCCUCAGGGAAGCUUCCCAGACUGCCCCCAGCCCGGUGCCCAAAGCCCCCCGGGGCUCUAGCAGCCAGGGACCCAGCCAGACCAGCACUCCAACAGAUGUCACAGCCAUCCACCUGUAGAGGAGGGGCUACUGCCACCCCCUCCCUGCCUCUAGGAACAAUCCACGUCACAUCUAAAGCCCGAGGGGGGCUCUUGUCCCCCUCACAAAAGCCCAAGGGGCCAGGUCUUGCCUAUCCCCACAGUGUGCACUAAGGGGCUGGCUGGCCAUGUGGGUGUCUGCAUGGCCAGUCAGCUCCUCUUCCUCGCCAUCUGACCAGCUUGACUCCUGUCUCUGGUUGGGGCUGGGCCAGGUUGGUCAGACAACUCGAAACAGGUAAAACCCAUGCACCAGCAUUCCUUUUGAGUCCCCUCUCCCUGGACUCUCAUCUUCUCAAUUCCCAAAAUGCCCCAGUGCCUUCCAAAGGUGCUGCCCCUCCUAGGGUUAUUGCAUUUGGAUUCGGGUCCUUCAGGCAUCCUGAUAGACAUGUGUGAGGGGAACUGGCCUAGAUGGCUCCCCUCAGCAUACCUUAGUGGCCCCUGUGUAAUCCGUGCUCCCAGCUGCUCCUAGAGGGAAGGGCCUAGGCCUUGGUCAGAGGGGCAAGAAUUAUAAACUUGCUUUGCUUUCAUCUUAGUUUCUGUGUGAUUGAGGGGUAUGGUGCUGAAAGAUGAGGUCAUUUUAAUUUAUUAAUUGCUUUGAGUACAACGAUAAAGAGGGUACAGUGGGGCCUGUAUGUACCCUACAAGUGGUGGUAACCCUGGCGGUUGCUGUUUCACUCCCUUCUGCUACCGCUUUGUGGCCCAGGAGCUGCUACAGCCUGGGAUGGGGCCAUGCCUUUCUCUCCUUCAGCCUGCACCUCAUCUAGCAGAGGGUAAAGCAGAGGUGGAUGCUCUGCUCCAGAGGUGGUGACUCAGCCUGUCUGGAGAGGGGGGAAGCCCUGUUGACACAGGUCUUUCCUAAGGCCACAAGGUUUGGGCUGGUAGCCCAGGACCAUCAUGCUGCCUUAAUAAAGAUUCUGGAAUAAAACUGCCUUUGGCUCUUGGAUUCCCUGGUGGUGUGGGCACAAGGUGAGGAGGCAGAAGUCAGGUCAGAAACACUGAAGUACUUAGGCUUUGUGGGCCUGAGGGUCUCUUCUCUAACCAGCAGUGCCUAUGCGUUCCUACAAAUCACUGCACUAUAACAGAACACCACCCCUCAGAGGGUUUAUGGGAAAAUGGGACUUGAUAGCUAUGCUGGUUAGCUUUUGUUAACUUGACACAAUCUAGUAGUUACUUGGUAAUCUCAAAUGAGGAAUCUCUUCCAAACAACUGGCCUGUGUCUUUUUCUUAGUUGCCGAUUGAUGUGGGAGGGCCUAUGGGAGGUGCUAUCCCUAGGCAGGUUGGCCUGGACUAUGUAAGAAACUUAGCUAACAAGCCAGUAAGCAACAUUCCUCCCUGGUCUCUGCUUUAGUUCCUGCCUUGGUUUCCCUCGAGGAUGGACUGUAACUUGUAAGAUAAAAUAAACCCUGUUCUCCC
Messenger RNA from Nannospalax galili (Upper Galilee mountains blind mole rat), 2511 nucleotides. It is a transcript of the gene Ccnd3, whose product is annotated as cyclin D3. Gene Ontology annotation, molecular function: cyclin-dependent protein serine/threonine kinase regulator activity. Gene Ontology annotation, cellular component: cyclin-dependent protein kinase holoenzyme complex; nucleus; cytoplasm. Gene Ontology annotation, biological process: mitotic cell cycle phase transition; regulation of cyclin-dependent protein serine/threonine kinase activity; positive regulation of G1/S transition of mitotic cell cycle. The transcript is spliced from 5 exons. Bases 201 to 1079 code for a protein of 292 amino acids. The record is from RefSeq and is a predicted model, not a curated record. NCBI's taxonomy places the organism in Eukaryota, Metazoa, Chordata, Mammalia, Rodentia, Spalacidae.